This is a messenger RNA of Scatophagus argus, 3374 nucleotides long. RefSeq names its product Rab geranylgeranyltransferase subunit alpha (gene rabggta). The transcript is spliced from 18 exons. Bases 324 to 2075 code for a protein of 583 amino acids. Gene Ontology annotation, cellular component: Rab-protein geranylgeranyltransferase complex; cytoplasm. The record is from RefSeq and is a predicted model, not a curated record. Gene Ontology annotation, biological process: protein geranylgeranylation. Lineage: Eukaryota; Metazoa; Chordata; Actinopteri; Scatophagidae. Gene Ontology annotation, molecular function: Rab geranylgeranyltransferase activity; protein binding; zinc ion binding.
UGCCGUUGUUUGAAAUUCACUCACCUAGAAAAUAUGAAAUGUGCCUGAGGAUUGGUGGGGCUAGGUGUGAUAAAAGCACUGCGGAACCUGCAUGAAACGUGCCGUGAUGUGAGAGGUGCUACUGACACAAGACCAAUAUCAGUGAAGAGCCACAAAACAUCCCGGCCGUGACGUAAUUUACACGAGACGGAAGUGAAAUUGUAGUCGUCCUGGUUCAUCCUGGUAGUGACAUGACAAAUCAAACUGCAUUCUGAAAAACGUAAAACAAGCCCAGCGCCAAAACAGCUCAUCUUUUGGGGAAGUCUCCACCACAAACAGAAAGGAUGCAUGGCAGAGUGAAAAUUAAAUCUACAGCACAGCAGGAGGAGGAGAAGAGAAAGGAGCGGGAGAAGAAGCUGAAGAUAUAUGUGGCUGCACGAGAUGCCUGUUUUUCUAAGAGAAAGGAGGGUAUUUGGGAUGAUGAAGCUCUCCAGCUGACCCAGCAGCUACUAUCAUCCAAUCCAGACUUUGCAACACUCUGGAACUACAGAAGAGAGAUCCUAAUGCACCUGGAGACUGAGAAGGACAAGGAUGAAGUACAAAAGGUUUAUGUGGCCGAGUUGUCAUUUCUGGAGUCUUGCCUGAAGGUGAACCCAAAGUCCUACGGCAGCUGGCACCACAGAGGUUGGGUCUCAGCCCGCAUGCCUCAGCCAGACUGGGCCAGAGAGCUGAGCCUGUGUGAUCGCUGCCUCAGCCUGGAUGACCGUAAUUUCCAUUGCUGGGAUUAUCGCCGGAUGGUUGUGAAGAUGUCUGGUGUUGCUGUGGAUCAGGAGUUGGGGUUUACUGAUCGUCUAAUUGGCUCCAACUUCUCCAACUACUCCAGCUGGCACUAUCGCAGCACCUUAUUGCCACUGCUCCAUCCAGAGUCUCCUGAGCCCCCGUCACCGUGCCGCAAGCUUCCCCAGUCCUCCCCUCCGCCUUCUCCACAAACGCACGCUCAUCGCGUCUGCGAGGAGCAACUCCUCAAAGAAUAUGAACUUGUUCAAAAUGCUUUCUUCACUGACCCCAACGACCAAAGUGCUUGGUUCUACUACCGCUGGUUGCUAGGCAGAGCGGAACGUGAGGAGAUGAUAAGCUGUGUGUAUGUCAGUCGGGUUGAAGAGAGAGUGGCCGUUGCCUUCUCGAGGCCCGUUAAUGCACAGUCUGUCGGCCUGCUGCUGGUGCUCGAUGGUCAGCCUCAGAGAGUGGAGUGGAGGAGUGUCCACCCACGCUUUAAACACAGCCCCGUCUGGACCUGCAAUCUCCCUCCUGGAACGAUAAGCGACAUCACAAAUGAACACAAUCUGACUGUGCACUGGACUGAAAAACACACUCACAGAGACUGUGCUCUGUACACAGGUCGGACUGAGAGCUGGUGUCGGGAUUCUGCCACCGAUCAGGAACUAUUCAGGAGUGAGCUCUCAGUAGAGAAGACGUCAGUGUUGCAGUCUGAGCUCCAGUCAUGUAACCAGCUACAAGAACUGGAGCCGCUCAAUAAGUGGUGCUUACUGACCAUCAUCCUCCUGAUGAGGGCACUAGACCCUCUGGGAUAUGAAAAGGAGACGCUUGCUCAUUUCCAAACACUCAAAGAAGUGGAUUCCAUGCGCUCUGCAUAUUACAGUGACUUGUGCAGCAAGUUUAUGAUUGAAAACACAAUCCUGAAAAUGGAGUAUGCUGAAGUGCGCGUCUUCAGUAUUUCUGACAAGAACCUGACCACCUUGUGCCACCUGGACCAGCUGUUAUUGGUUACUCACAUCAAUCUGUCUUCCAAUCAGCUACAGCGGCUGCCUCCUCAGUUUGCCAUGCUCCAGUGCCUGGAGGUCUUGGAGGCUGAUAACAACUCCAUAGAAAACCUUGAAGGAGUGUAUCACCUGCCGAAACUGGAGGAAGUCCUCUUGAAAAAUAACAAAAUCUCUACAUUGGCAGAUCUUCAGCCAUUGGCCUCCUGCCCUAAGCUGAAGCGCCUUGAUCUCCGUGGAAACCCUGUCACUCAGACAGCCAAUAUAGAGUCAGAGUUGGCCGAGCUGCUGCCCUCAGUCACAGACCUCCUGCUCUGAUCAGGAGUCACUGUCACCGGCAGCCCAUCCUUCAAUUGUCUUUCAACAUCGUCGGGCGUGUUUGUUUGUGAAAGAGCAAGUGGUUAUUUUUCAAGCGUCUUGUGACUCCUUCUGUUCCACUUGUUUGGGAGAACGUCAAUCACAUUAUCCCCCUGAGUGUCUGAAAACCUGAUGCUUCAGAGCACAUGUCAAAAACCUCUAACACCUUCACUGAAAUGUCAAGAUUGUGUGUGUGUGUGUGUGUGUGUGUGUGUGUGUGUAAUAACUAAUGUUACAUUUCUUUAAUUGUGUGUGUGUGUGAAUGUUAAUUAAUUACAACAAACCCAAAUGCAUGCAGAAACACUGAUAAGGAGUAGACUGACUGUAUGGAUGGUGUGCAGCAAUGCUGGCUUAUUGCUUCUAUGAGCUUUAAAACAGUUGAAUUCAAAGAACAGCUUCAAACUAAUAUUCAGAGCAUCUCAUAAUCCUCAUUCACAUUUUUUAAAAGGUCGUGUAAAGUAUUUAAUAUAUGACACUAUACUGUUGCACAGUAAGUCACAGAUCCAGUAAUAAAACAGCACACAUUGUGUCACUGCCUUCCAAAAAGCUUCUUGUGUUUUGCUUUCUGUUGUCAUAGAAAAUGUGCAGGAUUUCAUGAGUAUUUUAAAAGGUGUGCCACGGUCACAGGAUCCUGUCACAGGAUCCAGCUUUUCAUGAAAUUACUGUUGAAUAAUUUCCUUUUUUUCUUGUGAUAGAUUUAACUUUGCAACAUACAAAGCUGAUGUGUGUUUUACUCUGAUGUCAUGGCGAAAGCUGUCGUUUGGGAGUGUCUAAGCAAAACAAAUUGAAAUACCACACCUUUCAGCUUUCAGAGUUUCCUCUGAAGUUUCUCACAAGGGAUUGACUUGAUUGUGAAAUUCAGAUUUCUUACCCAUGGAGAAGGAAUAUUAAAGGUUUACAGCCUUGCUAGCAGUUCUGUGAAGCUGUACCAUCACCAGAUGUUUAGUAAGAGCAGGACUUUGAAGUGAAUACUAACAUCUGUAUGUUAAUACAAGCCUGAUUCUAACAAAGUUGGGAUGCUGUGUAGACCAUGAAUAAAAUAAAUGUAACAAAUGGUAAUAUACUAAUCCUUUUUGAUAAACUUGAUGUGAAAUGCUACAAAGACAAUAUGCUUACCUCAUCUGCUUUAUGGAUUUUUGUUAGUCAAUUAGAUUUUCAAUUAGCACUUUUCAGACAAGUUGGCACAGAUGACCCAAAAAACUUUUAUUGUUCACUGUUAAGACAAACAAGAGUGAUGAAUAAAUGAGAGUGAAGAGUGAA